Panicum virgatum (switchgrass) is the source of this 1880-nucleotide messenger RNA. RefSeq names its product pollen-specific leucine-rich repeat extensin-like protein 4. Bases 197 to 1732 code for a protein of 511 amino acids. Lineage: Eukaryota; Viridiplantae; Streptophyta; Magnoliopsida; Poales; Poaceae. The record is from RefSeq and is a predicted model, not a curated record. The transcript has a single exon. Gene Ontology annotation, molecular function: protein binding.
CAUCGCGGCACAAAAGCCUAUUCUAGUUCCUCGUUGUCCUCCCGACCAUCCAAACUCUAACCUGUCUCGUUCUUCUUAUAAAACCUCUAUCGCCACACAUUGCGCUACGGUUUUUCUCUCUCCUCUCUCUAGUCUUAAUUCAUCCACCAGCCAUUGGCUUCGGCCAAGGCUGAUUGACGAGCCAUUCCCAGCAGCAAUGGGCGCCCUCCAUUUCCCGCUGCUCCUCGUGGCCGCCCUUCUCUUCUCGUCUUCGGCGGCGCUGACCGCCGUUGAGGAGGCCGAAAUCGCGCUGCGGCAGAAGCUCGCCUUCGAGAACCACCACCACCCGACUGACCAUGUCCACAUCGACAUCAACAUCGACAUCAAGAUCACCAACCCGAGCCUCCUCACCGCGCACAAGGCGCUGCAGGCGCUCAAGGACGCGCUCUACUCCGACCCCAACAACUUCACCGGCAACUGGGUCGGCCCUGACGUGUGCGCCUACAACGGCGUGUUCUGCGUCCCGUCGCUGCACAACGAGACGGAGAGCGCCGUCGCGACGCUCGACAUGAACUCCGCCGAUGUCGCGGGAUACCUGCCCAAGGAGAUCGGGCUCAUGAGGGACCUCGCCGUGCUCCACCUCAACUCCAACCGCUUCUGCGGGGUCAUCCCGGAGGAGAUCAGGAACAUGACGGAGCUGUACGAGUUCGACGCCAGCAACAACCGCUUCGUGGGGCCCUUCCCCGCCGCCGUCCUCGGGGUUCCCAAGCUCACCUACCUCGACAUCCGGUUCAAUGACUUCGAUGGCCCGAUCCCGCCGGAGCUCUUUCUCAAGCCCUACGACGCCAUCUUCCUCAACAACAACCGGUUCACCUCCGGCAUCCCCGAGACCAUCGGCAAGUCAAGGGCGACGGUGAUCGUCCUAGCCAACAACGAACUCGGCGGGUGCAUCCCCCGGAGCAUCGGCGACGCCGCGGCCACGCUUGACCAAUUCACCUUCACCAACAAUAGCCUCACCGGCUGCCUGCCGGUCGAGGCGGGCCUCCUGACCAAUGCGACGGUGUUCGAUGUCAGCGGCAACGCGCUCACCGGCGCGAUCCCGCUGACGCUGGCCGGGCUGUCCAGGGUCGAGCAGCUGGACCUGUCGCGCAACAUGUUCACCGGCGACGUGCCGACGGACCUGUGCGAGCUGCCGGCGUUGGCAAACCUGUCAGUCUCGUACAACUUCUUGACGCGCGAGGACGUCGCGUGCAGCGCGCUGGACAGGAACAUGAACGGGUCCUUUAACGACGAGGCAAACUGCAUGGGGCAGUCAAGGCUGGCGCAGAGGAGUGCCGGCGAGUGUACGCCGGUGGUGAGCCACCCGGUGGACUGCAUCAAGGUCAAAUCAUGUGGGUGGCCAUCAGUGGAACCGCCGCCGCCACCGCCAGCCCCUGUGGCAUCCCCGCCGCCGCCACCUAUGUCGUCUCCGCCACCACCACCAGCCUCUCCACCGCCGCCUGUGGUAUCUCCGCCACCGCCAGUUUUCUCUCCGCCACCACCUGCGGUAUCUCCGCCACCGCCGGUUUUCUCUCCACCACCGCCUGUGGCAUCUCCACCACCGCCGAUUUUCUCUCCGCCACCGCCUGCGGCAUCACCUCCUCCUCCUCCACCACCAGUUUACUCUCCACCACCGCCGCCACCAGUUAUUGUCCCACCUGUACGAGGAACGAAAUACCAGUCACCGCCGCCACCACUUUUUCCAGGUUACUGAAAGCCAAGAACAUGAGCGAUAUGUACAGAUGUUGUUGUUCCAAUAUUUUAGCACAGGAGAAAUCGAAUGUAAUCUAAGCUCACACUUUUCCACAUUGCUGAGGGUGCCCACAUAUUCUUAUAAUUCUGACAUGCUUGGCACCCUCUAA